Molecule: messenger RNA, 3081 nt
Organism: Fonsecaea nubica
Lineage: Eukaryota; Fungi; Ascomycota; Eurotiomycetes; Chaetothyriales; Herpotrichiellaceae
Exons: 5
Coding region: 1-3081 (1026 amino acids)
Biological process (GO): lactate catabolic process
Cellular component (GO): mitochondrion
Molecular function (GO): D-lactate dehydrogenase (NAD+) activity; iron ion binding; D-lactate dehydrogenase (cytochrome) activity
Source: RefSeq, a predicted model, not a curated record
AUGUUGGUCGACACGAUCAUCAACACGGUUACAUCCUCUGUCCAUCCCGUGGUGGCGGUUCUCGCGCUGCCUCUGGCUCUGGUUCUCCUCGAGGUAGCAUGGAUCAUCUACGCCCGGAAUUUCCAUCCCCUGGCCGACGUGCCGGGACCGUGGCUCGCCUCCGUGAGUCGACUGUGGGUGAUGCGGCGACUCAAAGUUGGGGACAUGGACCAAGUCCAGCGCAACCUCCAUCGCAGGUACGGACCGCUGGUUCGGAUUGCGCCCAACGAAAUCGCCUGCUCCGACCCCGAGGCCAUCAAGGUUUUGUACAGGACGGCCGCACCGCUGACCAAGACCGAUUUCUACCCGGUCUGGGGAAACCCGCGCAUGUCCAAAUAUGCGGACAACUUCUCCCAGGUCAACGAGAGACUGCACUCAGAGCGGCGGAGGAUCGUCAACCACGUGUACAGCUUGUCCAACGUCCUGCAGUCCGAAGCUUCCAUCGACAGAGUCACGACGGUCAUGGUGGAGAAACUCACCCAGCUGGCUCAACGUGGGCAGGACUGUGACUUGGGCACCUGGAUCCAGUGGUAUACAUUCGAUGUCAUCGGAGAACUCUUCUUUGGACGCAUGUUUGGAUUCCUCCAGCAGGCGGCCGACUAUCAGGCAUGGAUUGCUUCAUUGGACGCUCUUAUGCCGGGUUUCUGUCAAGUCGCCGUCGCGCCCACGUAUCUCCGACCGUUUAUCCUCCUGUCGUCGCUGUUCGACUCGAAGAUGAAUGCAGCCAUCAAAUGCACGCAGACAAUGGAGGUUGCAGCUCGAGAAGGCGUUGCGCGGAGGCAGGCAGAGCUCGACCAGGGUUCCUCGACCUCCGACAGCCGGGACUUGCUGCAGCAACUCUUCAACAUCCAGCGAGAAAAGGGCGAGAAGAUGGAUUUCUCCAUGAGAGAGGUAGAGCAAGAGGCAUACAUUGCACUACUGGCUGGCUCCGACACCACGGCGAUUGCCAUCCGUUCCAUUUUCUACCACAUCGUCAAAGAUCCAAAGGUCUACCAGCGACUGCGCGCCGAGAUUGACCAGGCCAAUGCCGAAGGCGAGCUGUCUUUCCCAGUCAAGCACGCGCAGGCACUGAAACUCCCCUACCUGUGCGCAUGCAUCAAAGAAGGCAUGCGUAUGCACCCCAGUGUGGGCCUGACCUUGCCGCGAUUGAUGCCGGCCGGCGGCUUACAGAUCUGCGGCAAAUAUGUGCCUGAAGGGUAUCGGGUGGGUGUUAACGCUGCCGUCAUUCAUUUCGACAAGAGAAUCUUUGGGGACGACGCCCACCAGUUCCGACCGGAGCGUUGGCUCGAUCCGGCCGCUGCUGCCAACAUGGACAGAUAUAUGUUCCAGUUUGGCUACGGCACCAGGACGUGUAUAGGCAAGAAUUCCAGUCCAGAUGCGGUGGUUCAGACCUUCAAAAGCAGCAAGUCGAUGGGAGCGACAGCAGCGGUCGCAAUCCUCGCAGGCAUAGCUACCGUCAGUCUUCUUGCGUCGUAUGGAGGCGAGGUUCAUGCCGAAGCUCCUCACGGCCCCCAAACGCUGGCCACAGGGACUGCAUCAACCCUCCCACUCUCAUCCGUGCAGCCCCUCCAAUAUGAUUUGUCGGAGAAGAACCUGCACGAGGCGUACCAAGAAUUUAUGGCUCUUUUGGGUGAGGAGAACGUGAGUCUCAACGCAGGAGAGCGAUGCACGCGCUCAAGCACUGAGUGGUCGCCAGCUCCUCGCGCGGACGACAUCCCAUCCAUGAUCGUCUACCCGCGACACACCCAAGACGUGAGUCAAAUCGCCCGGAUCUGCCACGGGCGAAGAAUCCCCAUGAUCGGCUUCUGCGGCGGGACGAGUCUCGAGGGCACCCUGGCCGCGCAGCACCAGGAGGUGUGCAUCGACUUCAACCGCCACAUGAACCGGGUGCUCGAGAUCCGCAAGGGUGACAUGGACGUCACGGUCCAGCCGUCGGUCGCGUACCAGGAGCUCAACGCGCUGCUGGCCCAGCAGGACAUGUUCUUCCCCCCGGAUCCCGGGCCGGGCGCCCAGAUCGGCGGCAUGAUCGCGCAGGGCUGCUCGGGCACUAACGCGUACCGGUACGGGACGAUGAAAGACUGGGUACUGGGCCUGGAAGUCGUGCUUGCAGAUGGGACCAUCAUCCAGACCAGACAUCGGCCACGCAAGUCCAGCUCGGGCUACGACCUGACCAGACUCUUCACGGGAUCCGAAGGCACCCUCGGGUUCGUGACCAAAGCGCACCUCAAGCUCACCAAGAAACCCGAGAACGUGCGGGUGGCCGUGGCGCAGUUCGCGAGCAUCGACGACGCGGUCAAGAUGGCCGUGCACACGGUCCAGAGCGGCAACCAGCUGGAGGCGAUGGAGCUGCUGGACGAUCUCAGCAUGCACGCCGUGAACGAGGGUGGCUACUGUUCGGUGCGGUGGGCGGAGAAGCCGACCUUGUUUCUGAAGAUCAGCGGGUCGACGCCACAGCUCGUCGCACAGAUGGCCAGACAGGUGGAAGAGACGGCGAGGGAGAGUGGCGCAUCACUCUUCAAACUGGCGGCCACCGAUGAAGAGGGUCAAGAGCUGUGGGAGGCGCGAAAGACGGCCCUGUGGUCGACGCUGGCGCUCAAGAAGUCGCCCGACGACAAGUUCAUCAGCGCCGACGCCUGCGUCCCGAUUUCGAGGCUGGGAGACAUUAUUCGCGAGAGCCGGGAGAGGUUGACAGAGUCGAAGAUGUUGGGAUCGUUUCUUGGACAUGUUGGUGACGGCAACUUCCACGCCACGGUCCUCUACAACGCGCAAGAAAAGGCCCAGGCGCGCCAACUCAUCUCCGACAUCCAGCGCCUGAGCGUCGACAUGGACGGCACCGUCUCGGGCGAACACGGCAUCGGCCUCGAGUACCGCGACCAAGUGGUCUACGAGCUGGGCGAGGCGUCGGUCGACACCAUGCGGGCCAUCAAGUUCGCGCUCGAUCCGCUGUGUUUGUUGAAUCCGGGUAAGAUGAUUCGUGUGGAGAAGGUGCGUGCAGAACUGGAGGAUGACAAAGGGGGUGAUCAAAAUCAGGACAAGAAGUGA